AUGAACAUGCGCGACGCGGAGACGGGCGAGAUGAUGUGGGAGAAGCACGCGUGGCCUUCCGCGUGGCGGAGCGAGGAGGUGGAGGCGCGCAUUCCCGCGGACGUCAUGAAUCGCGCGGCGGUGAGCCGAGAGAUGACGUUCUCGUCGGCGGCGGCGAUCGACGACUUCAGGUUGCGACAGCGCGUCUACCUCGGCGAGCACUGCAUCGAAGAGUGGGACUUCGACUUCGGGUUCGUGAUCCCGGGCAGCGUCAACACGUGGCAGACGACGAUCGAGAGCGCGGGCGAGGGCGCGAUGUUAGACCCGACGCAGAUAAGCGGAUUAGUGUGCAUCGAGACGAGUUUUUUGGACGGCGACGUCGUCUUCAACAAGAGCGUCGUUCGCGUGUAUUAUGAGCAGUACGACUAG
Molecule: messenger RNA, 408 nt
Organism: Micromonas pusilla CCMP1545
Lineage: Eukaryota; Viridiplantae; Chlorophyta; Mamiellophyceae; Mamiellales; Mamiellaceae
Exons: 3
Coding region: 1-408 (135 amino acids)
Cellular component (GO): cytoplasm
Source: RefSeq, a predicted model, not a curated record